AACAAUCAGCAAUGUGAGGUGUGGAACCCAGUAGUAUGUGAAUCACUUGUCAGUGUCAAUAUGUUGACAUCCUAUUCUAUGCUGACUGAUCGCUAAUCCUGGCACCGAUAUUUUCUCUACUUGAGUGUGUCUAAUUGCACCCAGUCAUGCGUAAAUCCCAUCUGACGUGUGAUAGUCCUGCAGAAAAGUUGAAAUUCUUCGCGGGGACCACCCCAGGGCCAUGGCCCCUCCCCAGUCAAUCGGGGGUGAGCCAGUGCAGCUCCAGCAAGGGGGGCGCUCAUCAAGUUUCAUUUGUACAAAUUUACUAAGGAUCAUAUAUGUGGUUUUAGUGUCACAUGCUUUACAUACAAACAUAUAUAUAUAUAUUUAAAACUUAUAAAGUUCAACUAUCUUUUCCAAAUGGGUUAACAGACCAAUAGAGCCAAUGUGAUUGCUCCUAUUUUUAGUAUCUCAUAAUGUGACACAUUACUUUUAUUGCGCCAUUUUAAAAUGUUGGAAAAAACUGUUGAUUAACACGCCUGGAUUAAAUGCUUCCCAUAAACCUACCCUAUUCCUUUUCAUCUCUUCUUAUUACUGCGUGUCCAUCUGUCCAAUGGUUUCUUUUUUUUCCCGACCGCCGCCAUCCUCCCUGAAGAUUCCGCGCCGCAGUCAGGCCCGGCUGGACGCGUCGUCCUCCAAAUGGGGUUGGAGCGGACGUGUUGGCAGGAGACAAACUGACUCAGCGAGUAGUAGCUCCACAUUAACACAGUGCCGUAAUGAAGUGGAUCUAUUUAUAUUUCAUAAACGAAAUUAGCUGCGUUAAAUUAGCGCUUGACAAUGACACACUUGAUAUUCUGGGCAUGCACUGCAAAUUCAUGACAUCUUAAAAAGGUUUAUUUUCUUUUAAAUGUAGUCCAAAUAUUUUCCCCAUCUUAUUUUAUUGGCUGAUGAAUUCACUUAUUUCAAGUCAAAAGUGAAUUUAUGUAAUAUUAAUGAGAUGGAUUUUUGCAGCUAUUUUGCUACCUCUACAAGAUUCAUGAAUGUAUCUCAGUCGGUCUUAAAUCUUGUUGCCGUUUGAGACGAUUAAUGAUGCCUGUCGCUCCUUCCUGCCAAGAACACGUUUUGCCUUUGUGUUGCAAAGAACCAUCGCUUCCUCUUGACUACAGACAGAUGAAUGUGACGGAAACAAUCGCUACCGGCUAACACUCCUCCCGCCAUGUGCUCCGCAGAUAAAGGUUUCUUAACGCCGGUUGUCCAAGUGAUGUCUAUACCACCAAAAAAAAACAUGUUUCUGACGUACAAAUGUCUCGGAGCGGAUAUUACAUCUUUCCUGUAAUCACUCAUUUCUUGGCGUCGGCGCCUCGGCCAGGCGGGCCCCUGGAGAGGCUCAUCUGUCAUUCGACAUCUAAGAGGGCCCAUCUGUCUUCCCUGCAUACGCUCGCAUUUUUAUACUCUACACGUGCAGGAUGUUCACCUGUUUCGGGAAAUAUUUACUACCACCAAGGUGGGAUGAUGGAAGGCUGGGGAACGGUUAGGGUUGCCAUGGCGAUUGGGGGAAGGGCUACUAUUGUCAUCAAUGGCAGAAAGUGAGUUAAAGACAAGAGUCAUGCGCCGGAAUCCCUUUGUGGCAGAAGGCUGCUGCGGAAAAGGCACCCGUAGCGCCCUUCGGGAACUCUACGACCCCUCCCAGCCGGAGCUGUCCGGACCGGCCGUCCUCCACCAGAGCCGACGAGACCGGGUGGCCGACGCGUGUCGGGCGAACAGCGCGUCCAGCCGAAAGCGAAGAGUCCUGACGCCCGGAGAUCUCAAACAUCUGGUGGUGGACGAGGAGCACGAGCUCCUUUACUGCUACGUCCCGAAAGUGGCCUGCACCAACUGGAAGCGGGUCAUGAUGGUGCUGACGGGUCACGGGAAAUACAGCGACCCCAUGGAAAUCCCGUCCAACGAAGCCCACGUGCCGUCCAACCUGAAGACCCUGAACCAGUACAGCAUCGCCGAGAUCAACCGGCGUCUGAAGACCUACCUAAAGUUCCUGUUUGUGCGCGAGCCCUUCGAGCGUCUGGUGUCUGCCUACCGCAACAAAUUCACCCUCAAGUACAACUCGUCCUUCCACAAGCGCUUCGGCACACGCAUCGUGAGGCGCUACCGCAAGAACGCCACGGCAGAGGCGCUGGCCAACGGCGCCGACGUCACGUUCAAGGAGUUCGCCGAGUACCUGGCCGACCCGGCCACGCGCCGCGACGGCCCGCUCAACGAGCACUGGCAGACCGUCUACCAGCUGUGCCACCCGUGCCACAUCCGCUACGACCUGGUGGGCAAGUACGAAACCCUGGAGGACGACGCUAACUACGUGCUUCGGUUAGCGGGCGAGGCGCUGCGCUUCCCCAGCUACGCCAAAUCCACCCGCACCACCGACGCCAUGACGGCUCAGUUCUUCGCCAACGUCAGCACUGAGCAGCGGCAGCGGCUCUACCAGUUGUACAAGCUGGACUUCCUCAUGUUCAACUACUCCACACCCGCCUACUUGCGGCUGGAUUAGCUAGCCGGCCAACGGGCUUCGUUUAUCAAGCAAACUCGGAAGAAUGUCAAGUCGUUUUUGGCCGAAGCAGGUCUUCGGGCGGAAGGAACGAGACUCGGGCGCGCCGGAUUUCAAAACACUGGAGCUCAUCGGCGCCACCCGUGGGCUCGCCCGGAAUUCCUUCCUUAUUUUCUAGUUCACUGUCUUCAAAACAUUGCCGCGAGACGGCAAGAAUGAUUUCAACUGCUUUGUCCAUUCCAAUGAAAGAGAGCAUUUCAUUUGAUUUUCUUUUGACUGGAUGGACUUCUUGACAAGUAACACUAGUUUUAUCUUCAUUCUUCCGCUUGUAGAUGCGACGGUAAUAACAGCGCUCUCCGACAGACUUGCAGGAAAUUGUCGACGAAUCGUGGCAGCCCUGCACUCCAUCAAACUGUGACGUGCAUUACAUGCUCUUACGUGAGCAUUCUUUGCAGAUGGUAGGUCUGACACUUCUUUGUACAUUUGCAACCACUCCAGCUUCAAAGUAAAGGAUAUUAGUGUUUUUUUGCACUUGACCUUCCAAUAGAGGUCAUUAUUUUCAAUUAGCAAUGAUGUACAGAGUCAGCUCUCUCCUAUCUGAAUGAAUGUUCUUCUGAUGGAUUUGUAGGAACACCACAGUGCGAGCUGCUUCCGAGGUGGUCCAAUAUUCAGGCUUUCUUUUGAUAUUAUGCGGAGGAAGAUUAGCGCCACAGUCGAGCAAUAAAGUGAAAAUAGUCAUUGACUAGAGACAUUAAAUAACAUCAAUCAUGUUUGCUGGUCAUAGUUUAUUUGAUUUUUAAUUUAUUGUCAAAUUAUGACUUUUUUAUGUCCCCUAUUUUUGACUUUUCCUCUAGAACUCAAUCCAUGAAAUUUUGCCCCCCUUUUUUUUUACAGUGUGGCCCUAAUAUACAGUGGGGAGAACAAGUAUUUGAUACACUGCCGAUUUUGCUGGUUUUCCCACUUGCAAGCCAUGUAGA
Molecule: messenger RNA, 3492 nt
Organism: Corythoichthys intestinalis (scribbled pipefish)
Lineage: Eukaryota; Metazoa; Chordata; Actinopteri; Syngnathiformes; Syngnathidae
Gene: chst11
Product: carbohydrate (chondroitin 4) sulfotransferase 11
Exons: 4
Coding region: 1556-2518 (320 amino acids)
Biological process (GO): proteoglycan biosynthetic process; carbohydrate biosynthetic process
Cellular component (GO): membrane
Molecular function (GO): sulfotransferase activity
Source: RefSeq, a predicted model, not a curated record